UCAAGUGGAAACGUGGAACCGGAAAACGUGACAGGAAGGACCUUUUUCGUCUCAGCUCUGCAAGUGCAAAGAGUUAGUUACACCAUACGCCGAUAGUAAGUUUGUUUUAAAGCAACGGCUAAAUAAAGAGUUUAAAACAUUCAACGAUAGGGCUGGUUUAGCACUGUCCUCAUCAUGAAGAUUUUUGUAUUGUUUUCCCUCUUAUUCUUGCCUUUGUGUUGCCCGAGUAAACACAGAAUUUUGUAUCGUAAAAAUUUGGUUGCUCGAGGAGUGCACGGGCGCCGAGAGAUGGUGCUUCGAACAGUGAAGUCCGACCAGGCAUUCAGCGACUACAUGAAGAAAAUAAUCGGUAAUUUUCGGGUUUUAAUGAGAACCGGAAGUGAUGAGUUGCACCUUCCAGUCCUGGAUCCCCUGAAGCUCCCCAACAAAAACAUAAACAAGAACAAUCAUGGGACGCGGAUUCGAGCUCAGUUAAAAAAUCUUAAGAUCAGCGGUUUAUCACAAAUUCAAAUAAGUACCCUCCAAGCAGAUGUCCGAAAUUUGAAGCUUGAGCUAGGGCUGUUGAUUCCGAAUUUGUCUGUUACUGGAACGUACUUCUUAGAUGGCAUAGUGGCUAGGCUUUUCCCGCUUAAUGGAAACGGCAAAUUUCAAGUCACAGCUACUAAUGCUAAAAUAUAUGGAGCUGCUGUACUGAUCCUGACAUCUGGCGGUACAAUUCAAUUAGAUAACGUCGACUUGGACAUCGAUUUCCGUGCCAUUGGUGUUCGUUUUGAUAAUCUGCUCGGGGGUGGCCCUUUCGGCGCAUUUUUGAACAAACUUAUGACUUCAUUUGGCCAUAAGAUAUUUAAUGUCUUUAAGGGCCAUUUGAUUGAGAAGUUAGAAACGAGCUUUAAAAAGUCUGUCAAUAGAGACUUGGCCAAAGUGAAGUUUGCGAACAUAAUUCAAGGAAAACUGUAGCAGGCGACAUGAAGCACCCGAAUUAAAUUUUUAAAUGUUAAUACUGUCUAUUAUAUUGCGCCAUUAAGAUAUUUAAAGGGUUCAUGUGCAUAUUUUAGACGACUUCUCUAAAACACUUCCUGUUCAAUAAAGUGAAAAAUAAUUCUUUCCGUCCCUUUU
Limulus polyphemus (Atlantic horseshoe crab) is the source of this 1116-nucleotide messenger RNA. RefSeq lists its product as uncharacterized. Bases 175 to 957 code for a protein of 260 amino acids. The record is from RefSeq and is a predicted model, not a curated record. Lineage: Eukaryota; Metazoa; Arthropoda; Merostomata; Xiphosura; Limulidae. The transcript has 3 exons.